AUGUGAUUGAUGCACGAAGGCACAAAGUCACAACCAAGCAACUCGCAGAAACAACCAUAUCCCAUACAUAUACAGGACUUCCUGCAGCUUCCCCUCAAGGGCAUCCACCCGCUGCUGUGCCUCGCUUUCAUCAGCUGCUGUGUCUAGGUUCCAACCCUCUGCCGCGGAACCAGCAGCCACCCAGAUCAUCCCGCUUCGUCCCCGAUCAUCUGAGAGUUUCCGUCCGUGGGAAAAAGCCCCACCUCAACUAGCCCGGUACAUCUCCCUCCCGCUAGCCUGGAAAGCUGUCUUAGAAUCACGGAGGGAACUCUGUCUCUCGAUACAGCUUAGCGAACCCCCAAAAAACCUAGCCCACGAUGGCAUCCCCGGCCCCCGCCACCCCCUCCCGCCGCGCACGGCCACGUCCCAUCCUGCCCAUCAACCUCGACCGCCUGCCCUCCCAUCAGGAACUAGAGUCGCCCUCAGGUGGCGCUCUAGUCCCGCAACUUUCGGAGUUGUCCCUGCCCCAGGAAACGAAACUCGACUUGAAGCGGGAGGAUAUCGAGAUUCUGCAGGAACUGGGCGCUGGGAACGGUGGGACAGUGCAUAAGGUUAGGCAUAUACCCACGGGGACCAUAAUGGCAAAGAAGAUCAUCCACGUAGAAGCGCGCAACAGCGUACGACGACAAAUCGUUCGCGAGAUCCAGAUCAUGCACCAAUGCAUCAGCCCAUAUAUCGUGUCCUUCUACGGGACGUACCUGAACGAAGGCGACAUCUCCAUCUGCAUGGAGUACAUGAGUCUCGGGUCGCUGGACAAUGUCGGCAAGAAGGCGGGACCUAUGCCUGAGGAUGUCAUUGGGAAGGUCACCCAUGCGGUGUUGGCUGGGCUGGUUUAUCUGUAUAAGAAUCAUCGGAUUAUACAUCGAGAUAUCAAGCCGAGUAACAUUCUGUUGGACGCUGAGGGCAACAUCAAAAUCGCCGAUUUCGGAGUAAGCGGGCAGCUGAUCAACUCUGUAGCCAACACGUUCGUAGGCACGAGCGCCUACAUGUCGCCGGAACGCAUCCAAGCCGGCCGCUACUCAGUCCAAUCAGACGUCUGGAGCGUCGGGGUAACGCUGAUGGAGCUCGCGACGGGCAAAUUCCCGUUCCAAUCCGACGGCGAACCGUUAUCGGUGUUUGAAUUGCUGGAGUAUAUCGUGAAUGAGCCGAUAGCGACGCUGCCGCCGGGGAAGUUUUCGCCGGAGUUGGAGGCGUUUGUUGCGAGAUGCCUCAUCAAAGACCCCGCGUCGCGCCCAACGCCAACCGAGCUCCUUAACGACCCAUACAUCAUCCAAGCAGCAGAGAAGAAAGUCGACGUGAAGGGAUGGGCGACUGUAUUACAAAAAAAGCCCGCGUAAAGCUGUAGCCUGCGUAAGAGGGGAAUGGACUUUAUAGGUCUCCAUCUCAGCUAACGUAGCCUUCCCAUGAGGGCGGGAUGCACUGUCGCGUCGUGUCUCCGCGCAAGAAAAGGAGAGGCCCGGAGGGAGGCUGGCCAGGGUUUGUGGUUUAUACAGUAUAUAUAUAGUGUGUGGGGAUUUGCCAUCAUCAGCUGCUGCAUUGGGGGGGUUAGGUUUGGAAGUUGGGGGGGUUGGAUGGCGGCCAAUAGUUUUCUCGCGUAAAGUUUUGAGGGAGGCAGACAGAUGAUGGAUUGUAUUUAGCGCCUCCUCAACCAAGCUUCUAUGUUGUGAAUCAAGUCUCCCUCUCGCAUGGUUGCCCGUUUUGCUAUAUAGCCGAUGUUUGAUGAGCGCCGGGCGGUGGUGAAUAUGAAAGUCUGGACAUGGACGGAGGGGAGGGAGCCUCAAGAGGG
Messenger RNA from Fimicolochytrium jonesii, 1825 nucleotides. RefSeq names its product kinase-like domain-containing protein. Gene Ontology annotation, biological process: protein phosphorylation. Bases 357 to 1376 code for a protein of 339 amino acids. The transcript is spliced from 5 exons. Gene Ontology annotation, molecular function: ATP binding; protein kinase activity. The record is from RefSeq and is a predicted model, not a curated record. NCBI's taxonomy places the organism in Eukaryota, Fungi, Chytridiomycota, Chytridiomycetes, Spizellomycetales, Powellomycetaceae.